GAGCCGGGGCAGCUCGCGUGAUCAGAGCGGUCACUGUACUCGCAUAUAAAGGGGGAGGCACUUCGAACACAGUUUAAUAAACCCCCAAAACUUUAAUUGAAUUUUGACCCGACAUAAUUUUGUCUGAAUAUGCUUCAUUCUUAAAUUAUUGAAGCAUAAACGUGGUGUGUGUUUCGUUACAUGGUGUUGUCUGUAUGACAGCGAGAUUAAACUAGUUUGUUAUACAUUUAGGAGAAAAUUAACUGUGGUCAACAAAUCAGUACUCCAUGUUUUCUAUUCGUAUUGGACACAGAGGGUCACUCAUUCCUGGCAUUCGAGAGAAGGCGUCUCAGCGGUGUUACGUCACUGUGUUGCGGGCUGGCUUAAGGGUUUUAGCAGCCCAUAAAGUGAGCGGGGAGCGCGCAGUUUCUCGAAGAAAUAGGGCAUGUAUGGAGAGCUGCACAGGACAAUAUCUGGAUUGAGAGGUCAGCCGUUUCUGAAUAGAAGUCUGGACCUGUCGUGUGUGAAGUAUCCUGGUGUUGCACCGAACUGCUGGACAUACCGUUGAUUGCAUUGCCUGCAAGAGACCAGCUUGACAUCGCCUAAAAAUUGAAGGUCGAAAACCCACCUUGGUUAACAACCCUGCAUUAGUGUGUUUCACGUCAAGGCAAGGUGAAGACGAUUUGGACAGGAAGAAGUAUUCUACUGCCACUCACAGCAGUUAUUGGUGAUAAACCAGUCAUGCGGGAUUCUGUGUUCAACUGCUGUUUAACCCCUUCCCCAGGACAAUCAGCAAACAUGGCCGGAAACUCAGCCCUGUCCUCAAGCGACAAGCGCUUUCUCAUCUUUUUCGACUUUGACGAGACCAUCGUGGAUGAGAGCAGUGAUGAUGUGGUGGUGCAGGCAGCCCCAGGGCAGUAUCUGCCAGGCUGGCUGAAGGACACCUACCGGCCAGGCCACUAUAAUGAGUACAUGCAGCGUGUGCUUGCUUACAUGGCCGAGUCUGGGGUCACUGAGAGUGCCAUCCGUGCCGUCAUCGAAAAGAUCCCCGCCUCACCUGGCAUGCUGACCCUCUUCAAGUUCCUGCGCACCCGACAGGACUUUGAGAUGGUGCUGGUGUCUGAUGCCAACACGUUCUUCAUCGAAUCCUGGCUCCGUCGCGUGGGAGCCCGCCAGCUUUUCGGCAAGAUUUUCACUAACCCCGCCACCUUCAACCAAGACGGACGUCUCAUGCUGCGCCCUUUCCACUCCCACGGCUGCCAGCGUUGCCCUGAGAACAUGUGUAAGCAGGUGAUAGUGAAGGACUAUGUGGCACGCAGAACGCAGGAACGAGGGAAGGCGUUCCAGAGGGUCUUUUACGUGGGUGACGGUGCCAACGACUUCUGCCCCUGUCUGACCCUGAACCCUCAGGAUGUGGCAUUCCCUCGGCGGGAUUAUCCCAUGCAUCAGCUUAUCACAGAAAUGCAUGAGGCAAGGCCUGGGGAGUUCAAGGCGGUCACUGUGCCAUGGGUCAGUGGGGAGGAUGUGAUUCUGCGACUUAGGAAGCUGGCAGAGGAAAAAUGAAUCUGAAAUAUGAAUCCCCCAUACACACACACACACACACACACACAAACUACUCUGAAAACACAUUCAUUCACGGAUAUAUACAUAUUUAAAAGAUGAUAUACUGUUAAUAUACACACAUACAGCAAAUAAAACACACACAAAACAUUAAAUGGCUCACACAAUCAGACUGCAAAAAAAGAGGUUCUUCUCACGGUUGGGACAGUAAUCAAGAGACUCAGACCACCUCGUUAUGGUUCGGUCCAACGGUCAAUCAAAGACAGAAGCCUGAUAAAAACAUCAACUCUGUCAAUGAUUAAGGAGACCUUUACAGUAGUUGAUCGACAAGAUAGUAAACUAAUAAAUCUGACCAACACUGACUAAAAGGGGAAAUAUUAAUAAAGAUAAAUUAUUGACCAAGCUGUUUACCCUAGGUGUUUGUAAAUGGUAAAUUAAGAACCAAUAUGUGCCACCAUUUAUCUGUGUUCCAUUGUUACUUUUAUACCGAGCCUUAUUGCAGUUGUGAUUAACUGCCACUUUGGGUCAGUGGGGCAACCAUCCCUUUUACUGAUUGCCUUAUUAUUUGAUAAUGACUCUAUCUAGCGAGGACAAUUUUAUUAUAAGCCAUUUAAGUUAUUAAUAAGAAAAACUGACGCUUGAUCAAUUGUGUGGGAAAGUGGAAUACCAGUACUGGAAAUAUAUUAAAUUGCAAUGCUGCCAUCUACUGGCAAUUGUAUAAGCUGCACAUGCUUUUUUGAAAUGAAACAGUAUUGAGUAGUGGUAGGUGAAACAUAAAACCCAAAUCAAUAAUAUUAGACCUAGAUUUAUAUUUAUAUAGGCUAGGAAACUGUAUAACUAAUGUACUGUGUGUUAUAAUUGGGUACAUUAUAAGUAUUAGCAUGUGAAAUAAUUAUUUGUAUGUUUGUAUCUGUGCGUCCAAUGUACUGUACUUAAAUCACCAGCAGGAAUAUAAAGCCAUUCACUGAAAA
This is a messenger RNA of Hypomesus transpacificus, 2510 nucleotides long. RefSeq names its product phosphoethanolamine/phosphocholine phosphatase 1 (gene phospho1). The transcript is spliced from 3 exons. NCBI's taxonomy places the organism in Eukaryota, Metazoa, Chordata, Actinopteri, Osmeriformes, Osmeridae. Bases 721 to 1542 code for a protein of 273 amino acids. Gene Ontology annotation, molecular function: phosphatase activity. The record is from RefSeq and is a predicted model, not a curated record.